AUGGAUUCGCCGCCACCGCCGCGCGUGUGCGUCACCGGAGGCGGCAGCUACAUCGCCUCCUGGCUCGUCAAGCUGCUCCUCUCCCGCGGCUACGCCGUCCACGCCACCGUCCGCGACCCGCGUGACCCCAAGAAUGCGUGCCUGGCACAGCUGGACGGAGCCCCGGAUAACCUGCGGAUCUUCAAGGCAGACAUGCUCGACUACGAAACGGUGGUGGCCGCGUUCGCCGGCUGCGACGGCGUCUUCCAUGUCGCCACUCCAGUGCCCGAGCAAAAGAUGGUUGAUCCCGAGAAAGAGAUGAUGGAUCCGACUGUCAAGGGCACCUCGAAUGUGCUCAAGGCUUGCUCAGCUACCAAUAUUAAGAAGCUUGUUCUGGUCUCGUCCGCUGCCUCUCUUUGCUUUAACCCGGAUUGGCCUGAAGAUAAAAUCAAAGAUGAGAGCUGCUGGUCAGACAAGGAGUUCUGCAGGGAAAACGAGAACUGGUAUUCUCUUGCCAAGACCGAAGCUGAGGAGAUGGCCCUGGAGUACGGAGAGAAGAAUGGACUACACGUCGCUACAUUUUGCCCAGGUCUGGUCUUCGGGCCUCUGUUGCAGCAUGUGGCGCUCAAUACCAGCAGCAAAGUCCUCCUCUACAUCAUCAAAGGAGGGCCUGACACAAUGAACAACAACUUCUGGCCCAUAGUAGACGUUCGCGAUGUUGCAGAUGCCUUACUCCUUUUAUACAACAAGGCAGGGCCAUCUGAAAGAUACAUAUGCUCAUUAGACCAAAUGGACAUAAUAGAUUUGCUGCGAACUUUGAAGGGCAUGCACCCUAACUACAAUUAUGCAGACAAGAUGGUUGAUGUGGGCUGUAAAGCUGCAAUGACUUCGGAUAAGUUGAAGAAUCUCGGGUGGAGACCAAGGAAGCUGGAGGAGAUGCUCGCAGAUAGUGUCCAGUCAUAUGAAAAAGCAGGCCUCCUUCAGGUUUCGGAUGGUGAGCCUUGCCGACUUCCUUUCUUUUACCGUAUGCCGCCGGUCCAGGAAUGA
Lolium rigidum is the source of this 1026-nucleotide messenger RNA. Its product is annotated as cinnamoyl-CoA reductase 1-like. The coding region runs from base 1 to 1026 and encodes 341 amino acids. The record is from RefSeq and is a predicted model, not a curated record. Lineage: Eukaryota; Viridiplantae; Streptophyta; Magnoliopsida; Poales; Poaceae. The transcript is spliced from 6 exons. Gene Ontology annotation, molecular function: oxidoreductase activity, acting on the CH-OH group of donors, NAD or NADP as acceptor.